GGAUCCACUAAAUAAGUAGGACGAUCCAGAUAGACCAAUUGGAUGAUGAUGAAGCAGAAAGCAUAGCCUUAUCUAAUGGAUAUUUCAAUAUACCCUUGUCUUGGCUUAUUCACUUUUGUUAUGCUACCUGUGUUAAAUAAUGUCAAUGACUGUCAUCAUCAUACCCUGUGAACUACCCACACAUUUCUUUGUAAACACUGUAGCAUUCUCUAGGAAAGGCUGUGCUGAAUGUUUACAGCUCACAGAUGAUUCAUCUGUCAAUGGCUGGAAGCCUAGGAAUGCUUUGGCUGAUCUGUGCAGUUGUUGGAACAUGUAAGCUAGGUCUGAAUUUUCACAGAACUGACUGUCUGCAGAAUUUUCCUGAAGACCAAAUAGGGAGAUUAUGGACAAGAAAUUGUAGAAUGGCUCAUUAGGGAGCAGGAUGGCCUUCAGCAUGAAUCAAAAUUACAUUUCAAGCAUAUCUAUAUAUCUAAGCAUUUAUUCUUAUUCAUAAUUAGGUAGAUGUAUGGUAAAAUACAAAAAACCAAGGUUAUAUUAACAAUAUGAAAUUUUUGAUUUUUAGCUAGUUACAGUAAAUACUGUGCUAUACAUUUUGAAAAGAAAACACUAAAAAGAGUCUCACUGAUGACAUGGACUGAUCCUGAGAGCUAGCAGACACCAUACUGAGAAAUUAACCGCAUUUCUCUCUUCCAGCUGUUAUCAGGUUUGUUUUCCAUGACUUGUUUGCUUUUUCGUGAUUUAUGCAUAUCGUUUUGUACAAAAAAAAAACCUUGAAGUCCUACUACAUGUGCUUUGAAUGGAAUACUUAACUGAGACAUAUCAAGUUAUGAUUCUGAGAUUUAAUAUGUGUUAAUUGAUAACCAGUUUUUCUUUUCAUAGUGGGAUAUAGGCUACCCUUCUGUAGCCUAGCCUACAAACUCACUGAUUUGAAGAAAAAAUCUGAUUGCUUUUCCUUUCACGGUGCCUUAUCAUGUGCAAACGAUUUACAGUAUAUUAAGAUUGGAGAAUCUGCGCAGAAUCUGGGUGGUUUUGCCCCAAAAACGGUCUUGUCCGAGCGGUUUCCCCAUAGACCGUAUUAUAAUAGGGUUUCCCAAGCACUUGCCCUAUCAGCUUUAACCUUUUACACGAAUCGUAUUUCGGCGAUCAAUUUGAGUGAGGUUAUUGAUAUGGGAACAAUGAGAACACCAAUCUGGCUCAUAACAUUUUGGAAGCAUGUUCAUAACCUACCCAGGGCAGGAAGCACUUAGCUAUUUGGGGCUGCAUUCAGGAAAAAGAUGGUUCAUUGUUGAGCAACGACCGGAAAAAGACAUAACCUGAGUGGUGCUGGAAAUGGGCACCACACUCAAGGAGGAGUGGGAAACAAGGUCACUGUGCAGCUUAGAGCCACAGGUACACAGUGGGCCAGUGCGUGAAAACACAGAAGAGUCGAGCGCCGAAAAUACCAGACCCGGUCCCAGCACCCCCAAAUCGGAGGGCAUUGCAAGAAGACACAAAGCACCAGCCUCUAGGAUCAGGGAUGGGUCGAAAAUCACAAAAACAGAAUCGGGUGUCGACUCUAUGAAGAGCUCGGUUCUUGCCAGGACACACAAUUUCAAUAUUGUGGAGCUGGAUUCAUUGUCAGAUGGAGAGUCUGAACCGAAUGAAUCCGAGAUGGAUGACGACCCAGAUUACAUUGAAGCAGGGCGGUACUCUGACGACCAGUAUUACAAUGCAGAAGAUAUGGAACUCAGCAUUGUCAAGUGUGAAUCUAAUGAAAGUUUAGUGGAUGACCACAUAAAGUCGGAAGCCGUUGGAAUAGGGGACGGAUGUGGAGCAGGGAGCAAAACGCAGCAGUGCACCAAUGAACUAAAGGUGGAAUCUGCAAAUGGUUUACAAAAUCAAGAGAAGCAGGGACACCUCUGCCCAGACUGUGGUCGGUUUUUCAAACGCGUGUCAUACCUGAUCAGGCAUUAUGAAUCUCAUGUAGUGGAUUCUCCAUUCACCUGCAUUGCUUGUGGUAAGAGUUUCCCCAUUGCGAGCAAACUUAAAAGACACCUUCGGAUUCACUCCAAUGCCAGGGCAUACGUCUGCUUACAGUGUGGUAAGAGUUUCAACGAUCCAAGCCACCUUAAAACCCACAAACAUACUCACACUGGAUUAAAACCGCACAGCUGCACCGAAUGUGGCAAACGAUUUAGCACUGCUGGCAAUUUAAAGAGUCACCUGCAGAUUCAUUCAGGUGAAAAACCACACAGUUGCACUCAGUGUGGGAAGAGUUUUACCCACGGGUCCUACUUAAAAACACAUCUGCGAACUCACUUGAAUGACAAUCCAUUUCGGUGUACACAGUGUGGAAAGACUUUUGCCAAUGGACCCAAGUUGAUCAUUCACCAGCGAAUUCAUUCAGGUGAGAAGCCAUUUAAGUGCACCCAAUGUGGUAAGUGCUUCAAUCAGGCAGGCUAUCUCAAAAUUCACCAGCGAACACACUCAGGUGAAAGACCGUACGUGUGCACUCAGUGUGGGAAGCGUUUUUCUUUCGCCUGCAAUCUUGAGACCCACCGGAGAAUACAUUCGGGUGAGAAACCGUACUCCUGUACACUGUGCGAGAAAAGUUUUGGCGAUGCGUCGCACUUCAAGAAACACCAGAGGUACCAUUCAGGAGAGAAACCCAUUACCUGCGAAGUGUGCGGUAAAAGCUUUUCCGAUGUAGCGAGAUUUAACAAUCACAAACGGGUUCAUUCUGGCGAGAGACCAUUUAGCUGCACUCAGUGCGGAAAAACUUUCACUCAUCAGUCAAAUCUCGCAAGACAUCGGAAAACCCAUUCAGGGGAACGGCUGCACCACUGUGGUCAGUGUGGAAAGAGUUAUGCUCGAGCGUCUGGUUUGAAAACCCACCAGCGAAAUCAUGUAAAAUAGAAACUGCAGAUCAGCAUUUACCAGCAGAUGCGAUUGAGAUUGGACAUUUUCAUCUAUUGAAAAAGAAAAAGCAUUAUGUAUGAUGUAUACAUAUAUAUGAAAGAAGAUUUGCACCUCAUGAGUGCAUUACUUCAUAAAGUUGAAAGGUACCACCAAAUUCACUGUAUGAUCUUGUUAUUCAGUUCUCACAGAUUAACAAAAAUACAGUAGCGUAUUUGGCUAAGUCCCACAAGUUACGACGUUCCAAAAUCAGAAUAUUUUAGGCCUGAGCUGCAAAAUGGGAUGAAAGCUCAUUUAAGAUGGUUCUGUUCAUCAGUUCAGUUCUAUUCAAAUUUUGUGAUGAAAGGUGAAUUAGGGAAUUUUUUUUUUUUUUUGGAAAACGAAAUGCCAUAGAAUGCAUGAGCCUCAACUGAUGUGUUGACAGAAGUGGUUUAGAUUUGCUCUGUUCAGAAGCAAAAAAAUGGCAUGAAGAUCAUUAAAGGUGUUUCAUUUUCUGGCUUUCAAGAAAAUGAUGCCAAUUGCAAAAUGUGUA
Messenger RNA from Anguilla anguilla (European eel), 3427 nucleotides. Its product is annotated as zinc finger protein 501-like. Lineage: Eukaryota; Metazoa; Chordata; Actinopteri; Anguilliformes; Anguillidae. Gene Ontology annotation, cellular component: nucleus. The transcript is spliced from 2 exons. The record is from RefSeq and is a predicted model, not a curated record. Gene Ontology annotation, molecular function: DNA-binding transcription factor activity, RNA polymerase II-specific; RNA polymerase II cis-regulatory region sequence-specific DNA binding. Bases 1330 to 2895 code for a protein of 521 amino acids. Gene Ontology annotation, biological process: central nervous system development; regulation of transcription by RNA polymerase II.